CUAAUAUGAGUGCAAACUUUGUUCCUUCAAGAAAAAUGUCCUGUAAAUACGACUUACAUGGAGCAGGCAGACGUUAAUGUUCAUCAGAGAACUCACACAGGAGAGAAACGCUUUCGAUGUAAUGAAUGUGGAAAAACUUUCUACCGGCAGUCAGACGUUAAUGCACAUCAGAGAAUUCACACAGGAGAGAAACCCUUUCAAUGUCAUCAGUGUGGUAAAACUUUCUAUCGGCAGGCGGACGUUAACGUGCAUCAGAGAACUCACACGGGAGAGAAGCGCUUUCGAUGUAAUGAAUGUGGUAAGACUUUCUACCGGCAGUCAGAAGUUAAUGUACAUCAGAGAACUCACACAGGAGAGAAGCCCUUUCAGUGUAAUGAAUGUGGUAAAACUUUCUAUCGACAGUCCGAUGUCAAUGCACAUCAGAGAAUUCACACAGGAGAGAAACCUUAUAAAUGUAACGAAUGUGGGAAAUCUUUUUACGAGAAGUCAUCCCUCACUCGACAUGAGAGAACUCACACGGGAGAAAAACCCUAUGAAUGCCAGGAGUGUAGGAGAACUUUCUGCCAGAGGUCAGCCCUCACUCAACAUCAGAGAACUCACACGGGAGAUAGACCCUUUCAUUGUAAUGUGUGUGGCAAAACUUACCGUCAUCUCUCAGCUUUCAAUGUGCAUCGGAGAACUCACACAGGAGAGAAACCCUUUCAGUGUAUUGAAUGUGAGAAAUCUUUUCUUACAAAGUCGACUCUUAUUAAUCAUCAGAGGACUCACACAGGGGAAAAGCCCUAUGAAUGUAAUGAAUGUGGGAAGAGUUUCCGUCAUAAAUCUACCCUCACUACCCAUCUGAGAACUCACUCAGGAGAGAAACCUUAUAAAUGUUGUGAAUGUGGAAAAGCUUUCGGGCGGAAAUCAGCCCUUACAAAUCAUCAAGGAAUUCACGUAGGGUAGGAACCCUAUGGCAGAAAUGUGCUAUGUUUUUCCCAAUACCCAUUUCUCUUUCUUUAUGGUUACACAACUAGUCCAGAUUUGCUAGCCUGUCUUCCAUACACAUGAGGCCAUAUGACCUGUGACUCACAAUAUGGGCCCAAAUUCCAAGCCUGUAAAAGACCUCAUUUGGAAUUUUUCCUACUUUCGUUUUUCUUUCCUUAUCAGGGGGUAAUGGAGAUAUCCUCAGGACAACGUGGAAGCUAGUCAUUAGAGAUUACAGAUUCUUAAGUUGGGAGAAACCAGGGUCCUGGGCAGAGUUUUGCCUUCACUAACAUCACUUCGUAAGUCUUGUCGUAGACGAGAAAUAAUUUUUUUUUCAGCCAUUACAUGUUUAGAGCUUUCUGUUGUCAUAGUGUAUGCUAGCCAUGCUUUAUCCCAUCUAUCCUGUGAAUCUAAUGAAGGUAUGAGAAACACUGUAGGUCAGAGAAUUCAUUAGGGGAGAAACCGCUCUCAAUAUCCUGCAUUUUAAUAAACCUUGAUCAACAAGCCAAACAUUUUAUAAAUCAGAAAUUUACAGUGGAAAACCCCAAAAAUGAAUGUAGGAAAAUUUUCACAGUCUGAUUGUCCAGUAGAUAAUUGAGAGUAGAAUAAAGCUAACAACCUGAAAAACAUUUCAAGAGUUAUAUAUCAGAAUACGUAACAAAAGAAAAUUGUCAGUUUAGGAAACGAGGAAAACAUCCUUACCUAAAAAUGAUCUUAUUCUAGAAGCGAUGUUUCGGAUGCAGUAUUAAAUAACUUACAAAUAAUAUGACACAGGAUGUUUAUUUAACGGUCUUGCUCAUCAAGGAACACAUCGCUUUGAGAAAGGCGCGAGUGAGUUGAGUCAGAGCAGCGGCAUUAAAUGUAUAUGAGUAGCGUCUGUGCUAGGUCAGGCUUGCACACGACAGUGCUCUUUAACAGCUGUUUUCUGUAUCCUUGAUUUUUGUUUUGUACUCACAGUAGUUACAGUAGGAGCAUUGCACCCUUAUCUAAGUAACUUUUGUAAUGUACACUACGAUUUCUGACACUAAAUACUAUUGUCCCAUCACAUAUUUACACCUCAACAUAUAUGAAUUUUAAAAGGAACAUUGAAUGCGUGAAUGUCAUAUGUGUUUUCUGCUUUUUGGUGGCAUAUAUAACUCCAUAUAGACAUUGUGAAGAAACUGUCCUUUUAGUAAAUCACCCAUAUAACAUUUAAUAAAGUCAAGAUUUAUUGGAAAUCUGCAACGAUUCAGCACACAGUUGUUUAUGAUACACAUAUGAGUUAAUUUUCAAAGGUGGCCUUGAACAUUAGUACUUUGUACACUGUUCGGAUUGAAAGCAGGGCCCAUUGAAGACAUUUCCCCCAUUUUUGUGUUUUCUAAAGGGUAUGUUUAUGUAAGUUUAAGUGCAAAGUGCAGAUAUUAAUGUGAGCACAGAACUCUCUGCAUUUAUAUUUUUUUGUGGUAGGCUGCCACGUUUCUGCCCUAGAAUUAUGCAUGGUUUCUGCAAACUGUUCUAUGCCUGUCACUUACUAUUUGAGUGACCUGUGUAGUGAUUUAAUCUUUCUGCUUCAAUUUCAUUAUCUACCUCACAGAUAGUGAACAGUUUGGGUUGAUGUUUUCUGUUAUUAGAGCCAAAGGCAGUUAUGUUUAGAACUUGAACAUUAGAAAUAAAAUAGUCAUUCCAUAGUAUGAAGUGUAUUUCUGCUUCUUGAGUUGAUACAAGAAGAUUCUUUUUAGAACUUUGUAUUUUGUCAGGUUUGUCUUUAAAAUAUAUGAAACAAAUGUGUUUAGAAUAAACAGAAUAAUCUAUUGACCUCUUUGUGUUGUUGAUUAAAUAUGGUGUGAACUAAAAAUCCAACUUUUUUUUUUUUUUUUGCAAAUGACUAGCCAAUGGAUCUUUCGCCUGUUCAUUCAUUUGCCCUUACUUCACUGAUUUGAAACCCCUUUUUUUGUAUAGACACCCUUUGAUGUGGCUAUUGCAUUUCUAGGCCCUGCGUUCUUGUCCCCGUUCUUGUCAUGUCUACAGCUGGUCCAUAAUCUAGAUGGACCAACCACAGGACACCACCCUCCUUCCCUACACUGAAGAUUUCACUGCUGUUCACUCUCUGCUUUUUGCCACUGUGUAUAAACUCAUCGUGAAUUUCGGUGGUUCUGGUAACAUUUUGUCAUCUUCCACACUGUGCCUUGAACACCAUUUAUUAAAACCAGCAAAAUGGUUUUGAGUUAUGACCAUAUUUAUAUAUGUAGCUUUUGUUCUUUUUAGCAUCUUAUGCUCCGUUCUAUUAAAAUAACUUCAUUCUGUUGAAAGGCA
This is a messenger RNA of Lynx canadensis (Canada lynx), 3258 nucleotides long. Its product is annotated as zinc finger protein 25-like. Lineage: Eukaryota; Metazoa; Chordata; Mammalia; Carnivora; Felidae. The record is from RefSeq and is a predicted model, not a curated record. Gene Ontology annotation, biological process: regulation of transcription by RNA polymerase II. The transcript is spliced from 2 exons. Gene Ontology annotation, molecular function: DNA-binding transcription factor activity; RNA polymerase II cis-regulatory region sequence-specific DNA binding. The coding region runs from base 58 to 945 and encodes 295 amino acids.